AAUGCUGGUAUGCACUGGGUAUGGGAUGUAUGGCCUCGCCGUCGCUACCUGGGGGUCGUCUCGAAGUAUCAAUUCGGUUUAGCGUUGCCUCACAAUAUGGACCCUAUCUAUACCAUGAUAUCGAGCUUUAAAGUGAGGCAUCGUUGCACCAACACAUCGGCACCUGGGCGCUUAUCUCAUCAUGGGAUAUAAGAAUCGCUCGUCAUCACACAUGUAGAGUAGUCCAAAGCUAAAUCAAUCUUCUACGAUCCAACCAACUCCUUUUCAUCGAUCAACCCGACUGACAAUGAGGAACGACGAAGAUAUGGUAUUUGUCGACGCAAUCAACACGCCUUACGACGAUGGGUGCCAGGUCUCCACAGAAAGAAAGACUCGGAACGGUAUAGACACAGCGUAUGUAUACACGCCUCAAACUAAGGAUUCGAUCGAAACAGGAACUUCACGUAAUAAUGAGCUCAAUGCCACCCACGCAAGCGCUGCGGCGCAGAGUCCUCACACUGCCUUCAAGAGCAGACGGCCAAUAGUGUCCCUUGCAUCGAAGGACAAGCAAGACGAGGAGACGCUGCAAACCUCGAUGAGACCAAACACCGCAACCCUGUCCCACGAACCAAAAAUCACGAAGGCACCCUCUGCACCUGGUCCUGUCCCCAAUGCCAAUUUAGCACGAACAGCUCCCAGGUCAUCAAUGCCUGUGUCUACGAAUCAGGCGCCUACACCACUCGUGCACCGCAAUCCCCCCGCAUUCUCACCAAAGAACAUGAGGCCUUGUAAGAGCCCUUACAUUCCACCGCCACCACCUCAGGGGGCGCCACUCAGAUCAUCCUUACCUCCAGGUAUGGUUCCAUUUGAACAUGUUGGUGGUAUGCAUCCAGUUCCAACAGACCCCCUGAAUGGCUCUGAGAUCAUUACCUCCCACUCAGAACUCAUUCCUGUAGUCUACACAGACGACAACAGGCCCGAAGAGAAACUCGUGCGCACUAUAUUCAACAAGAGAAUAUACAUCACCUUCCACAACGCCGGCUCCUAUGACUUCGCCAAACACUCGUCACUCCUGCGCGCUGCCGAAAUCGAAGUCUGGUACCGCUGGCCGGCCGCGUCCGAUGAGUCACACAUGCUGUCCCUGUGCAAACGUGGCGAGCUUGCCAGCGCGACGGAGUACCUGAGCACCGAAGUCGAGGGCCGCUCCAUCUCGCCCCUGAACGCCAGCAUUACAAGAGUAUGGGCUAGUCACGUCUUUACGACUUGUACGCACACUGUGGCUAAUAAUUUGGAGAACACGUCGCUCGUAUACAUUGUCGUGCUCUCAGCAUACAUGGAUCUGGCUCCGGACUUUAGUGCACGAGGGCCGAGUCCGACAGAGAAGGUCUUCAAGGUACUGAGAUUCGGGAGCAGAGAGAGUGCGGCCGCCGAAGCAUUCUAUGCGUCAGGCGUUCAGGGGUGGGAUAUGGUGUUUUCAUGUGUUGUUAGGAGCGAUGCGCUGAGCGCUCUAGGCAAGGGCUUGGAUGUGAUUCGUGUUGAGAAGAUCCAUGAGUUGGCGAAUGUGGAUGAGAGAGAGGUCGGAGGAGAUUAUGUUAGGGCCUUCUAUUGAGUAUUGUGUGGUUGGCAUGUUGAGCUGGACCUCUCGUACACCUGUCUUAUUAUUUCGAGGGCGUUGCUGUCGAGUUGAAAACAAGUUGGAAAGACGUCGUGGAAGGUGGACGAUCAAAGGAAAAUUGGAAAUGGUGAUGGAACUCCAUCUUAACGCAUAUUUCAUUUGGAAAGGACAAUAGCUAGAGCUUUACUUAAAUUCCUAAAUGUCUAGAAUACUUGCGUCUCAUUCAUUGAACUAAGGCGAUUUUGAGGUCACUGGAG
Molecule: messenger RNA, 1851 nt
Organism: Pseudovirgaria hyperparasitica
Lineage: Eukaryota; Fungi; Ascomycota; Dothideomycetes; Acrospermales; Acrospermaceae
Exons: 1
Coding region: 287-1588 (433 amino acids)
Source: RefSeq, a predicted model, not a curated record